AUGGGAAGGGCUCCAUGUUGUGAGAAAAUAGGACUCAAGAGAGGGAGAUGGACGGCUGAGGAAGAUGAGAUCCUCACUAACUAUAUUCAAGUCAAUGGUGAAGGUUCUUGGCGGUCCUUGCCUAAGAAAGCUGGAUUGUUGAGAUGUGGAAAGAGCUGUAGAUUAAGGUGGAUAAAUUAUCUGAGAAUGGACUUGAAAAGAGGAAAUAUUACGGCCGAGGAAGAUGACACGAUCGUCAAGUUGCAUUCCCUUCUUGGCAAUAGAUGGUCGCUUAUUGCAACACAUCUACCAGGAAGAACAGACAACGAAAUUAAAAACUAUUGGAACUCACAUCUCAGCCGCAAAAUCUACGCCUUCACUGCCCUCCGCAGAGCUGAGCACGGUCUAAACGUCAACGAUUUAGUUCUGAAUAAUACUUCUUCUUGUUCUUCCUUGGGAGCCAAUAACACGAACAUGACGAAGAAGAAGAAAGGAAGAACUAGUAGGUCAUCCAUGAAGAAACACAAGCAAAUGUUGACGGCCUCACAAUGUUCUCCACAACCGAAAGAGCUAGAGCGAGAGAUCAGUGAGGAAGGUCACAAUGGUAAUUGCGAAGGUAAGUCUUUGGAGCCUUAUGAGUGGUUGGAUGGUGAGAUGGAGAGGCUCAUGAGUAGUUUCGUCUGGGGAUGUACUAAUGAAGAGGCUGUGGUUGAAGUCAAUCACGAUUAUUCUGAUCAGAACAAGGUGUGUGAGAGUGGGAACAACAGUAGUUCUUGUGUGGGUGUGUCUGAGGAAGAAAAUCUAGAGGCUGAUCAUGAUAUGAAUGCCGAAAAGGAAAAAGAAGGGAGUGGUUUGAGUUCGAGUUCAAAAGAAAAUGGUGAUAAAGAUUGGUGGGUUGGUCUAUCUGAUUAUCUAGAAGUUGGAUUUGGGACUGAUGGUGAGUUGCUUGGUUGGGAGUUUCAAGGUAGUGUACCUUGUCAAAGUGAUGAUCUCUGGGAUCUCUCGGAUUUGGGAGAAAUAUAGCAAGUUGAUCGCAUACGAGAAAGUCUAUUAACCCAAUAAAUAUCGAUCUUUUGAUUGUAAGAUAUAGUGUUUUAUUUGGUUAUAGUGGAACUAGAGGUUGUUAAUUAUAAGAUUGUGCUCAAUUACUUUAUUAGAUGAAUGAGUAGUACAACGUAUAUAGAGCAGAGUGCAUAGCGUUUUCUAUACAAAAGAUAUUUACAGUAUCUUAUUUCCUUGUAUACUCUACAGCUGUG
Messenger RNA from Eruca vesicaria subsp. sativa (arugula), 1235 nucleotides. The record is from the annotation of a GenBank genome assembly. NCBI's taxonomy places the organism in Eukaryota, Viridiplantae, Streptophyta, Magnoliopsida, Brassicales, Brassicaceae.